Messenger RNA from Hipposideros armiger (great roundleaf bat), 2665 nucleotides. It is a transcript of the gene MROH9, whose product is annotated as maestro heat like repeat family member 9. The coding region runs from base 1 to 2475 and encodes 824 amino acids. The transcript is spliced from 19 exons. The record is from RefSeq and is a predicted model, not a curated record. Lineage: Eukaryota; Metazoa; Chordata; Mammalia; Chiroptera; Hipposideridae. Gene Ontology annotation, cellular component: cytoplasm.
AUGGCUACCAGCCUAUGGGACACAUACUCAGGCAUCUUAAGUCAUCAAGCCAUGAUCCUGUCCGUAAACUCCAGCUUUGUGGAUCCCGUACUACAAUUUGAAACUCAGUUGAAGAUACUAAAGUCGUCCUUUAAAUUGGUAUUUACUAUGCCCAAUCUUAAAGAAGUGAAAAAAGCGGGAAACAGCGCAGACGAUGAGGAGGACCUGAAGAAUUUAUACUGCAGUAUUUUAAACAUAUACAAGAACACCCUUCUGAUCUUAGUGUCUAAAGACCUCUACAAACUGCAAAUCUUAAAGGAAAUGAUUGCAUGGAUGAGUGAGGACAGCUCCUUCCUGCAGGAGAGGGUCCUGGUGAUGAUCAGCCAAGUGCUACGCUUCGCAUCCAAGAAAGUCAAGGGAUGUGAAAAUGUGGACGCUCCGUGUCUGGGGGUCCUAGCAGCAGAACUGUCUCUUCUGUGUUUCCAUACUGAUCCAUCCACCGCACAACAAGCAUCCCUGGGGUUGUAUCACCUCCUCUCCAUCGCACAGUGUCAGAAUGAUUCAGAGCUCCAACCCAACAUCUUACAAGACAAAACUAACGUUGCUCAGAGGGUAGGACAAGCCUUACUGCCCUCCUUGCUGACUGACUUUGUGUGGAGUCUCUUGAUGAAGCUCUCUGCACCCAGUUACACAACUGCACUUGAGGCGGCCGCCAUAUUGAAAGUGACUCUGGAAUACUACUCGUACAAGGUCAUCAUGGUGACUAAGAUCGUGAAUAUUAUUUACAUGCAACUUUGUGAAAAUCCUUCGUGUCUGAUGAAGCAGGCUAUGUUGCAGGUCAUUGCUCUGCUAACACGCACGUCACCCAAAAAAGUCAUCUUUCAGCUUAUGGAGUACCCAAGCCCAGCAAACACCCCUUUGAUCCUGAUGUGGAAAGCGGCUGGUUCCGAGCCAAGUGUCACCCCGUAUGUGCUGAAGACCAUCUUGUUGAUACUGAAAGGAAAGCCGAAGGAAAUACAGAACAGCCUGAAGGACCCAACAAAGUUCUCUCUCAAAGCUAAUAUGAUGCCCAUGGCGGCAUCUCAGGCCCUGUGCGUGUUGCUGUCUCUUGGUUCUUGCAAGAAAGCGGUGGCCCAGUUUUUCCCUCAGCUCUUGAUGGCCAUCAUGUUUCAGCUCUUUUACAGCAGCAGUGUGAGACUGGUGACAGACCACAGAUUCUUCUAUGCCCAGGAUGCCCUGAGGACUCUGCUGAACUGCUCUGGACUGCACGAGGUGAAUAUGGCUCUGAAGAAAAAGAAUUGCUGGGACGAGUUUUCCCAGGAGCUGUUUGGCCACCAUGGGGUCUACCUCAUUGCCAAAACUCUCAGCAACCAUAACUUUCCGCAGUUCCCAGAGACCUUGCAUUACCUCUACAAGCUCUCGGUGGAAGGUCUUCAGAGGUCAGAGGACAAUGUCAUCACAGUAAUUUUUCUCACUGAACUGCUGAACAGCUUCUUCAAAGACCCAUUGCCAGAAGAGUUUCUGGCUCUCUUCAUAAACUGGGUCAAUAACUCUAGUCCUACAGUGAGCAAACUGAGCCUUCAGAAAAUCGCCAGCAUGGCGCCAGUUAUCAACCAGAUAGAAAACAUCAGCAGCAUAUUACUAUCCAUCCUGCAUGCCUUCCAUUCCAAAGACAAGACGGUUAUAAGUCAGGCUUUGCUUACCCUUCGAGGACUUUUAAGAAAGCUGGACAAGCUGACCUACUCCUCUUUGUGUACCAAGAUUGCUUCAAGCUACUGUCAUCUGAUGGACCACAACAACGCGGAUAUUCGGUGUAUGGCCAUCCAACACUUUGGCCAAUUACUCCAGGACAUGAGUCAGUACACCUGGAUGCUGAAUCCUGUGGCUCUCCGGGGCUUGGUGCCUCUGAUCCUGUUUCUGGAGGAUCCAGAGAUCAGAGUCGUAGAAGCAUGUAAACACACAUUAGAAACCUGUGUAAAUAAAUUACACUGGCCACAGUCGUUUUUGCUUAACGAUCAACAUCACAAUUUUGAGCGGGUGGUGCUGAACCUCUGUAAUGAUCUGCUCAUGUCACAUGGGAGCUACAUUAUACAUUUGAUAGAUGACACCUUAGGAUUCCUGGGGAGCACCCAAGUAUAUUUGAGGAGAUCAUCAGUUAUUUUAAUAGGCUACUUGGCAACAUUGGGUGGCCAUUUACUGCUCAAAGACGAACUUCAAGUCAUGUCUAAGGCCGUUGAGCCAUUGCGUCGGGAUGAAGACCCGGUGAUCAGGAAGUUGGCAGACACGACCCAGAAACUUUUUAAGAAAGUGGCCUAUAAACUGACCUCCUCAAAUGUGAAACAAAGCUUCCGAACAGUGUUUAACUUCAUCUAUGUCAAAAAAUUGAAGCUUCUUUAUAAAUAUAACUGGACCAACAACCCAAGAAACAGUCCUAUGGAGAUUAAAGAAACAAAGGAUGAUAAGAAAGACCUUAAGUACAAUGAAGACACUUUAUGAAAGAAUGAGACGUUCGCCAGUGCCCCUGAGUACAACGCAGAAGAGGAACGGUUUUCCUUUCCCUCUUGGUAACUUGGGUCUAUUUGUAAAUGCUUCUCUGAAGGACACUAGAAGCCAUUUUACUGGUCCCUCUUCUUGUCUGCAAAUAUGGAAAUCUGUUGUCUGUCUAGGUCUGACAGUGAUUAGAAAC